Molecule: messenger RNA, 273 nt
Organism: Paraglomus occultum
Lineage: Eukaryota; Fungi; Glomeromycota; Glomeromycetes; Paraglomerales; Paraglomeraceae
Source: the annotation of a GenBank genome assembly
AUGAACGAGAGCCUCGAAAGUAAAAUAACUUCGGGAUUUGCGAAAUUUGACACGAAAUUCGAACUCCUUGACGCGAAAUUCGGACUUUUCGAGCAAAACUUUGACCUCAAUAAUCAACAGUGGGAUUUUUUGGACAGUAAGUUUGAAGAAAAAUUCCGACAAAUUAAUGAAAAAUACAACGGAAUAAAAAAACAAAUUACAGCAAUAAACGAAGUUCUACCGUACCGCACCGCAGAUUUCUCGCGGUUUGGAGUUAUUUUGUUCUUAUUAUAA